AAACUGCACUCAGAGGGCUGUGGGCUUUUUAGACGCGUUCUGUGUUCUGAGGAGACAAAACGAGCUGAUUAUAAUCUGGGAUAAGUUAUCAGCUUUUAUUCUGUUUGAUAUUUUUAUCCGUAGUUGCUUUAAUUGGAUUAGUGUGAGCCUAUUGUGUGAUUCAGGUUCGGCCGUCGCUCGUCAUGGCUCACUUUGGUUUCGAGAAUGAUAUGCAGAACGUGUUGAAACUGGACAUGCCCAUCACCAACGCCCCGAUGGCCAGGUGGCAGAGGAAAGCCAGCACGUCCGCUUCGGCCAACACGAGCGCUCUGUCACCGAGCAAAAGCUCCAACCGGUCUCUCAGCAUGUCCAAAACGCCGAGCAGAACACCGGGGAAGAACGGUAAGAACCAAAGCACACCCUCGAAGGCCGGAGGAGACCGAUUCAUCCCCGUCAGAAACGCCAAACAGUUGGACGUGGCGAGUUUCCUCAUCUCCAAGGAGAACGAGCCGGUCGAGGAAGCGGCAGCGUCCACACAAACUAAUCAGAAGGCCUGGUCCGUGACUCUGAACGGAUGCGACAUCGACGAGGCCAAAAUCCUGCACCUGGGAGGAAAGCCUCUUAACGCCCCCGAAGGUUACCAGAACAACUUAAAGGUUCUGUACAGCCAAGUCCCCACGCCCGUGUCGCUGAAGAAGACCCGCUACAUAUCUUCGGUUCCAGAGAGAAUUCUCGACGCCCCCGAGAUCAGGAACGACUUCUAUCUGAACCUGAUGGACUGGGGCAGACUGAACAUUCUGGCCGUGGCUCUUUCGGAAUACGUGUACCUGUGGGACGCGGCGACGGGGAUGAUCGUGCUGCUGAAAAAGAUGGAGGAGGAGAACGGCUACGUGACGUCCGUCUCCUGGAGCAAAGACGGAAACUUCUUGGCCGUCGGGACGAGCGACUGCAAAGUGGAGCUGUGGGACGUUCAGAGUCAGAAGCGUCUGCGCAGUAUGGACGGUCAUCGUGCCAGAGUCAGCUGCUUGAACUGGAACGAUCACGUCCUAUCCAGUGGUUCCAGAUCCGGUUUGAUCCACCAGCACGAUGUCCGUGUCGCCAAUCAUCACCUGUUCACGCUCAGAGGUCACACGCAGGAGGUGUGCGGUCUCACCUGGUCUCCCGACGGUCGCUAUUUAGCCAGCGGCGGCAACGACAACCUGGUGAACAUCUGGCCGAGCACGCAGGGCGGAGCUCAGACGGCCAUGCACUCGUUCAGCGAACACCAAGGAGCCGUGAAGGCGUUGGCGUGGUGUCCGUGGCAAUCGAGCAUCCUGGCAUCGGGAGGAGGAACCAGCGACCGCCACAUUCGCAUCUGGAACGUCAACAGCGGCUCGUGCGUCACUUCCUGGGACACGCAGUCUCAGGUCUCAUCUCUCGUGUUUGCCCCGAACUACAAGGAGCUCAUCUCGGGUCACGGUUUCUCGCACGACAAGAUCUUCAUCUGGAAAUAUCCCUCGCUCGCUAAAGUGGCCGAGCUCGAAGGCCACGAAGGCCGCAUCCUGAACAUCGCCCUCAGUCCCGACAGCACCACCCUGGCGUCCAUCAGCUCGGACGAGACCAUCCGCCUGUGGAAGUGUUGCGAGAAAGAUCCCACCAAAAAAGCCAAGCCUGCGAGCAGCAGCAUCAUCCAGCAGCACAUCCGAUAAGCGGCGUUUUUAAUCACACUUGCAGACACUAAGUUAAUGUACAAAUGCGUUCUUGUAAAAUUCAAAUAAAGAUUUUGUUUUGGUAUUUCAUUUUUCUGACACGUGCUUCUGGGGUUCUCGUGUGUGCACGGGGAGUUUUUUUUAAAAAACUUUUUAUUUUAUUUUUUUUUUUGUACUAUUUUGUAUUGAACACAUUUUAAUGUUCAGUGUUUUUAUGAAUAUGCUUUACGAUCAUGGUUGUCUUUAAGUUUGACUUGACUCCGAAGCGACGUGUCCGGGACGUUCGUGUCUUUUAGUAAAAUACUUGUUUAUCGUGUUCGUCUCGAUUUUAAGUGCUGUUAAAGAGGGUGGAAGCGUGACCGGUAGGGAAGGAGUCUCCGUGGUCAGUACUGUAACAGUAGGAGUUCCAAGUUGUCUAUUAUUGCUGGACAUCCUGCUGUUUAAAUAUUUUUAUUUAAAUUGGAGAGAAUAGAGAGGCAGAGCUGACACCUGUUUACAGCUGCUCUAAUGUAAGUGACAGCAGGAGCUCACUCGUUUUGUGGAUGUUCCACAGCAUUAAAGAUGACUAAAUGGAUUGUUUUUUUUUUUUUUUUUUUUUUAUAAAUGUCAAAUCGCUGUUGUAUUAAACAGUCUGUUCUGCA
Ictalurus punctatus (channel catfish) is the source of this 2308-nucleotide messenger RNA. RefSeq names its product cell division cycle 20 homolog (gene cdc20). NCBI's taxonomy places the organism in Eukaryota, Metazoa, Chordata, Actinopteri, Siluriformes, Ictaluridae. Bases 183 to 1667 code for a protein of 494 amino acids. Gene Ontology annotation, cellular component: anaphase-promoting complex. The record is from RefSeq and is a predicted model, not a curated record. Gene Ontology annotation, molecular function: anaphase-promoting complex binding; protein binding; ubiquitin ligase activator activity. The transcript is spliced from 11 exons. Gene Ontology annotation, biological process: anaphase-promoting complex-dependent catabolic process; positive regulation of ubiquitin protein ligase activity; positive regulation of anaphase-promoting complex-dependent catabolic process.